GAGAGGGAGAGAGAGAGGGAGAGAGAGAGAGAGAGAGGGAGAGAGAAAUCACAAAGGAGAGGGAGAAGGAGAACCUGAAUGCAUGGGAAUGUACUGAGUCUUUGACUCUUUUGCUAAGUUGACUAGGGAGACGUACGGCACGGUACGGGGCAUCCGACAAUGGGAGAUACUCGAGACAUCCACACACAGCCGUCCCAGAGAGGUGAGAGCAUGGCCUACAAGAAGAUGCGUGCGGGGCACGGGGGCUCACUGCGGUCACGGGAUGCGGAGAGCGAGGAGCUACAGGCAGCCACUCUGGAGCUGGAGUGGGACAUGGAGAAGGAGCUGGAGGAGCCGGGCCUGGACCGGUUCCAGCUGGAGAGUGGCGAGCGGCGGCCCACGGGCAGCUCCGUCAGAGGGGGAGGAGGCAGUGGAGGAGGAGGAAGAGGUGGUGGAGGUGGAGAGGGAGUCGGGGUCGACCUAGACCUGGAGCCCAUCCAGCCCUCCACCUCCCCCCACGGACGCUUCCAGCGCCUCCAGGAGGACACGGGCUACGAGCCGCACUUCAGCAGCCGGCAGGCCUCCAAGCCGCGCGGGGCGGCGGACAAUUGGAGCUGGGCGGUCAAGUACAUCCUGGCAGGGGCAGGGGUUUUCGUCCUGGGACUGGUGAUCGGGCGCUACCUGCACGGCACGGGGAGCGAGACGUCCGCAGCGCCCUCAGACAUGGAUGUGCUGGAGAGCGUGUUGAGGGAUAUCACGGCAGAGGAUCUGCGGGCAUUAAAAAGGAACUUCAGCUCUUGGUCAGAGCAGAGUGAGUUGUUACGGGCGUCUCUACUUCAGCAGAGGUGGCGAGAGCUGGGUUUGAGGGAUGUCCAGCUGUCCAAUUACACUGUGCUCCUCAGCCACCCUGGCCCCGCCCCCAGCCGCAUCCUUGACAAGCUGACCAAUCAGUGUUUCCUGCCCAAUGGAGAGGGGUGUGACCAAGGGGGCCCUGAGCCAGCAGAGGAUCCACUGCCGUCGUUUGCCGCCUACUCUGCUGUGGGAAGUCUGGAGGCAGAGGUGGUGGACGUGCAGUAUGGAAGCAUGGGGGAGCUGACCCAGGCCAAGAGCUCAGUGAAUCUCACAAACAGGAUUGCCAUAUUGAAGCUUGGGCGAGCACCACUGCUGUAUAAGCUGUCCCUCCUUGAGGAGAUGGGUAUUGGGGGUGUCCUGCUUUAUGUGGACCCAUGUGACGUCCCCAAUGAGGAGGGUAUCUGGCACAAGGCCUUUGGUGUCACCUUAAACCCUGGAGGAGAUCCCUCCACCCCAGGCUACCCAAGUCUCAAGGGGAGCUAUCGGGAGGAGAAGCCAUUCCUGACGCGCAUGCUGGUGCAGCCCAUCUCUGCAGGCGUGGCCAAGGAGAUCCUGUCGGCCCCCACCAUGGGUCAGGGCCAGCCCUGCACGCCACUGGCCCAGCCGCCCGGCUCAGCCAGAAGAAUAAUCACAUUAACUAUUGGGAGCCGGGCAUCAUACAGACCAGUUCACAAUGUGGUGGGAUACCUGAGAGGGAGGAUUAAUUCAGAUCGAUAUGUUCUUGUUGGUGGUCGUCAUGGCAGCUGGCACGAGGGUUCUUGGGAGGACUGGAGCAGUAGUGCGGCCAUCAUGACUCAGUUGGUUUCCUCCAUCACGUCUCAGCGGCGUCUGGGCUGGCAGCCAGACCGCACCAUCAUCUUCACCUCCUGGGGAGGCUCCGACCUGGGCAGCAUCGGCUCAUUUGAGUGGGGGGAGGACAACCGCGUGGUGUUGGAGAGCAGUACGGUGGCUUACGUCAGCCUCUACAGCCCGGUGCGAGUAGGGAGGUCAUCGUGCUCCACCGCUUCUCCUUCCCUGUUUCAGCUGGCCUCUGACCUCCACAAGAAACAUAUGAGGAGUUACAUGAAGAGUGUGUGCUGUCCUGGUGCCAACAUCAGCUCUCUGCAAACCCUCGGGGACGUUAACUUCUUCGCCAACCAACUCGCCAUCCCUACCCUGCAGUUUACUGCCACCUCAAGGACUACACCACAGACAAGUUUCCUGUCCGAAGCCUUCUUCGCCCAAGAUGUGACCGCUAAGAAGGCGUCUGAUCCUUCCUUCGUGCUUCAUGAAGCUGUGGCUAAGAUGACAGCAGAGGCUGUGCUGAGGCUGAGCGGCGACCCUGUCCUCCCCUUCUCCCCGCUGGACAUUGCCCUAGAUGUGCAGAACAAACUCAAAGACGACCCUCUUCAGACAGCUGAGCUGCUGGCUGUGGCAGCCAUCUUGAGGGACAACUCCACCUUCCUGCAGUCGGAGACCAUGCGGCCAGCCAACGACCCCAAGGAGAGGGACCCGACUCACGUCCGCAUGCUGAACGACGUGCUGCAGGGACUGGAGAAGAGCUUCUUGAUCCCAGACCCCCCUUCUGGCCUGUACAGGAAUCUUCUGUACGGUCUGAGUGCACAAUCCUCCCGUUUCUCCGUACUGAAGGAUGCCCAGGAAGCGAAGGGGCGUCGGCCUGUAAACCAGACAUUGUCUCUCGUUUCCACGGCGAUCACGUCAGCCCAGAGACUUGUCCAGAGCGGGCUGCAGCUCUUUGAAAGUGAUGCAGAUGACAGCUCCCUGGUCCACUGACAGACAGACAGACUGACUGACAGACAGACAGAUGGACCUGUGCAUGCUGGAGAGCCUGAUGAGACCUGGUGUGCUUUGUAUCGCCCCCUCACUAGGCAUGGUGGAGGCACACCACCCAACGGCAGCAACAUCAGCAGCAGGACCAAACUUUUGCAUGUUUUUGCCUUUGCACUGAGAAUCUUAAACCAAAAUCGGCAGGGCCUUCAGAGACCCAUUUUUAGGAAACCAAAAGCACCAGGUUGUUUGAGAAACCCAUUUUGAGCAAUAUCAAUGUGAAUGCUAGAUGUGAAUGCUUCAUGAAAUUUGUUUUUUUGAGGUCAGUACUUAAUGUUCUGCAUUAAAUAGCAAGGGAGACAGAAGGCCAAACUGUUUAAAAUUGAAUGAAAACAAUUGACACUAGAGAUGGAUGGAUUCACAGUAUGCAUCAGUUCAACAAAGUCUACCUGUGUUUUCCUCCAUAUUUUCCAUCUGGUUGCAAAAUAUGGUUGUGGUAUUGAAAGCCUAGUUUAAAAACGAGGUCAAAAACUUUAACAGCCAGAGUUUGCAAUGAAAUUACAAUUGUUUUUUUUGUUUUUUGUUUUGUUUUGACGGUAUUGAUAGACUGCACGGUUUACAAUGUUGUGGUUAACCAGCGAACAGUAAUGGAAACGCUCCAGUUUAUCUACAGCACCGUACCUAUUCUUAAAUGCAGAGAGUGAUGAUUAGUGUUUUCUGAGAUGAAGGUGUGAGGCACCGAAUGUGCCUUAUAUUUAUGUACGCACAGCAGCAUUUGUCUUCCUGUUACUGAUGAGAUAAACAGGGUAUAUUGUUUGGAGAAACGGUCCCACCCACCACAGGUAGCCAAGUUUUCUGUUUGUGACCACCAGCAGGGAAAAUGUGUAAGCUAAAUGAAAACAACAGAUGUGCUGUAGACACACUGUAGCCCUUUGGUCUAUGACAUUGUCUCUCUGGGAAAGCCUAGUUUUCAUGCUGACAGGUUAACAUAUUAUUCAUAUUUUAUUUAUAUAAAUACACACAUGUGAUUUUAGGGUUUUAGACUAAUGUGUUCUGUAUAUACUGUACAGUAAAGAGUUUUUGAAAAGCACAGAGGUAGUUAGGCUUAAACCGAUACCUUAAUUCUAAUGUGGGAAUAAUGGCAGUUUGACAUGGGAUACAAUAUGUGCAUUUGAGUGUGCACGCAAAGUGCUAUGUGUGCAAUGAUUUGUUGAAUCUGAUAUUGCACAUAGAUAUUGCACAUGCCAUUGUUCCACAUCCAUCAAACUGUGUUUGUAUAAAGGUUUAUCUCUUGCAUCUGCAGUGACUAUUGAAUGUCAUGAUGAAUAUUCACUGUACAUGCCCUUGUGCUACAAGACAUGAACACUAUGUAUGACUGCAGUGUAUGACACUAUAUAUGACUGCAGUGUGACUGCUAAAACUGUGCUGGAUACUGGAUACUAUGACCUGCCACUUCUGUGCACUUUAAAUUUGAAUGUUAUUGAGAUUUAUAAAUAUUUACAAUACCUAGAAUGUCUUACGUGUAACUUAGGUGUAAAAACUGUCAAAUUAGAAGCACCUGAAUGUACUGUAACUCCAUCCAAGCUUUAAGUUCAUAAUGUGCCUUUCAGCUUUUGAAGAGCUGCUACUGUAAACGGGGUAUGGUAGGUCAGAACAGAGUCAGGCAAGGGAAUAUUGAGCUUCACAGGGAGUAAGACUACCGUAUGUUUUGGAGUAGUGACCCAUUAUUACUUUCUCUCAGUAGACUCACGGUUUCUAGUAGUGCCCCUCCUCAGUUGACAAAUUGGGUCAUUGAGGUUUUUAUAAAGGCUAGUAGCAGAAGUCAGGUGGGGAAACUACAUCUAAUGCCACUAUUGUAUGGAUUUGUGCCAGGUUGGUAUAUAUAAUUAAAAACAUGCACUACAUGCAGGGCUCUAAAUUAACUUUUUUCAUCACUCGCCAAAUUGGCCAGUAGAUGUUAAUCUUACCAGCCAAACACACACUCACUAAUGGGUCAAACUGACUAGUAAUUUGAUCUUUUGACAUUUGGCUGGUUUGCGGGUGUUAAAUUAGAGCCCCGAUUACAUGUAAAUAAAACGUGUACAAUCAAUGUAUGUACCUACUUCACACACUAGUGACAUUAGCUGUGGUUGCGCCACUCUGACACGCUCUAAAAAAACACCAGUGAUGUCAGUACUUAAGACAUGGGAAGAAUAAAGCUGUCAGAACAUGGCAACAGGACACGGCAUGUUAUUAUCCUAAUGAUGUUCUCAUUUGCUGUAAGUAAAAAAGCUUGUUUCCUCCUCUUGUCUGAAUUGGACAAUCCCACACAUCUACGUAGGUGGCUGCAUUGUAGGCCUAAUUGCACUGGUAUCGAAAAUUCUUUUUUUUAAAUGUCUACGUCAAUCUAGUUAGAACAGCACAACUCAAUUCAUGACAAAGACAGGAAAUCUCUGCUGCUUUGAACUAAAAACAAUUGGUUAACUGUAAUUUUCCACGUUCCAUCCCAUUCAUUUAUGAGUAAUAUUCCAUAAUGAAGCAUGAAGCCUAAGGAAGGCUGUCAUCAACCAAAUUAUUGUUCUUUAUUUAUGACAAGUUAUUGAGAAUUCAACGAUGUUAUUUAACAAUGUACAAUGUGGUAGGCUGAGUGUGGGCAGUCGUGUAUUGAGUAUGCUGUGCAUCUGUGAUAACAUCCUAUUUGUUUUUGUAAAGUCAGGACAAAAUUCACUGCCCAUUUUGCAGUGUUCGUCAAUUUAACAUCUUCUAGAGUGGCUCAAAAGGAAAACG
Engraulis encrasicolus (European anchovy) is the source of this 5364-nucleotide messenger RNA. RefSeq names its product inactive N-acetylated-alpha-linked acidic dipeptidase-like protein 2. Bases 160 to 2604 code for a protein of 814 amino acids. The transcript is spliced from 14 exons. NCBI's taxonomy places the organism in Eukaryota, Metazoa, Chordata, Actinopteri, Clupeiformes, Engraulidae. The record is from RefSeq and is a predicted model, not a curated record.